Molecule: messenger RNA, 2320 nt
Organism: Molossus molossus (Pallas's mastiff bat)
Lineage: Eukaryota; Metazoa; Chordata; Mammalia; Chiroptera; Molossidae
Gene: SPI1
Product: Spi-1 proto-oncogene
Exons: 5
Coding region: 43-1116 (357 amino acids)
Biological process (GO): cell differentiation; regulation of transcription by RNA polymerase II
Cellular component (GO): nucleus
Molecular function (GO): DNA-binding transcription factor activity, RNA polymerase II-specific; sequence-specific DNA binding
Source: RefSeq, a predicted model, not a curated record
CCUGCCCCAGCGGCCAGAGACUUCCUGUAGCGCAAGAGAUUUAUGCAAACGGGCUGGGGCGGUGAUGUCACCCCAAGGGGACUAUCUUCCAGUGGCAGGCCCUUCGAUAAAAUCAGGAACUUGCGCUGGCCCUGCGAUGUCAAGGGAGGGGGCUCACGAAGGGCUCCUGUGGCUCGGGGGGCAGGCCUGAGCCCUGCGCCCGCGGAGUCAGUCCAGCCCCUGACGGGGCUUCCCAUCCCAAGGGGCUCCGCACUGGCCCCCACCGAGACAGAAGACCUGACUGGCUUGCAGCUCGGCUGGAUGUUACAGGCGUGCAAAAUGGAAGGGUUUCCCCUCGUCCCCCCUCAGCCAUCGGAAGACCUGGUUCCCUAUGACACAGACCUGUACCAACGCCAAACGCAUGAAUAUUACCCCUAUCUCAGCAGUGAUGGAGAAAGCCACAGUGACCACUACUGGGACUUCCACCCGCACCACGUCCACAGUGAGUUCGAGAGCUUCGCCGAGAACCACUUCACGGAGCUGCAGAGCGUGCAGCCCCCGCAGCUGCAGCAGCUGUACCGCCACAUGGAGCUGGAGCAGAUGCACGUGCUGGACACGCCCAUGGCGCCCACCCACGCCGGCCUCAGCCACCAGGUCUCCUACCUGCCCCGCGUGUGCCUCCCGUACCCCUCCCUGUCCCCGGCCCAGCCCAGCACGGAUGAGGAGGAGGGCGAGCGGCAGAGCCCCCCACUGGAGGUGUCUGAUGGGGAAGCCGAUGGCCUGGAGCCGGGGCCAGGCCUCCUGCACGGGGAGACAGGCAGCAAGAAGAAGAUCCGCCUGUAUCAGUUCCUGCUCGACCUGCUCCGCAGUGGCGACAUGAAGGACAGCAUCUGGUGGGUGGACAAGGACAAGGGCACCUUCCAGUUCUCGUCCAAGCACAAGGAGGCGCUGGCACACCGCUGGGGCAUCCAGAAGGGCAACCGAAAGAAGAUGACCUACCAGAAGAUGGCCCGUGCACUGCGCAACUAUGGCAAGACGGGCGAGGUCAAGAAGGUCAAGAAGAAGCUCACCUACCAGUUCAGUGGGGAGGUGCUGGGCCGCGGUGGCUUGGCCGAGCGACGCCACCCACCCCACUGAGCCCCGCAAGUGAGCCGCCGGCCCGCCAGGCCUCCCUGCUGGCCAUAGCAUUAACCCCUCACCCGGCCCGGACACAGGGAGGAAAGCUCCCAGGGGCCAGGGCAGGACUGUGGUGGGCCAGGCCUCACCUCACCACCCCUCCCUCCUCCAGGCCCUCAGCCCACAUCCCUGCCUCGCCUCUCACCUGGACUGCCGCCCAGCUCCGAAAGGCACCUGGUUUCUGGCCCCUGGAACGGGUCAGCCUUGUUUAGCACAGCCAGGUGCUUCCCUGGGAGUUCAAAGUUGUCUUUUAAGCAUCUCUCCCUCCUCUUACUUCUGCCCCAUUAGCUUCCCCAAGAAACUUCUUAUGCAAGUUAUUUUCCACAGCACAGAGAGUCUCUUUUGAAAUGGUCUGUGCAGUCCUAGCUGGUUUUGCUCAGUGGUUAGAGUGUUGGCCUGCGGACUAGUGAAUCUUGGGUUCGAGUCUGGUCAGGGGUGCGUACCUUGGGGCAAUUCGACCCCAGCCCUGGUUGGGGUUGUGCAGGAGGUGACCAGUUGAGGUGUCCCUCUCGCGUCAAUGUUUCUCUGUCCUUCCUUUCUACUCUACCUGAAACUAAAUGGAAAAAUACCCUUGGGUGAAGAUAAAAAAUAAAUAAAUAAAAUUAUGCACCUUGUUCACAAACCCGCCCCGUGUGAUCUCUCCUCUUCCCAUGUGUCUGUCGGGAUUUCCCGAGGACCCUACCCACACUUUGGUGCUGGGACAUGAGGACACGGUGACCUGCCAGGGGUCAGAGCUGGUGGAAGAAAUGAGUCCUCAGUUGUUAUUAGGGGAAUGAAUCAUUACAAAGCCCUCCACACCUGCUAAAUGGGUUUUUAAAUAAGCCUCACUGAGGCUUAAACCCACAUUCCUUAGGUUAUGCCCCAGUGGUAGUGACGAGAGUAACGGCAACAGCACCGGGUUUUCUGGCCACUGAUUACGUCAGCCUUGAGAAGUGGAGUCUGAUGUCACCCCACUGUAUAGGCUGGGAGACUGAGGGCAUGGAGGUCAGCGAAUUGGCUCAAGGUCACACAGCUGGCGAGGGGCAGCGCUCGACUCCACGUGGGCUGUCGGUGUGAGAGGAGGCCUCGCGUGUCUGGAAUGGGGUGCAGUUCAGCGAGGUGGGGAGCAGGAACUGAGCCCCGGAGCUGCAGCGGGCCACAAAGUGUCCUCCCAGAGUGCGUGUGA